Molecule: messenger RNA, 958 nt
Organism: Scophthalmus maximus (turbot)
Lineage: Eukaryota; Metazoa; Chordata; Actinopteri; Pleuronectiformes; Scophthalmidae
Gene: polr2g
Product: RNA polymerase II subunit G
Exons: 8
Coding region: 145-663 (172 amino acids)
Biological process (GO): positive regulation of translational initiation; positive regulation of nuclear-transcribed mRNA poly(A) tail shortening; DNA-templated transcription
Cellular component (GO): P-body; RNA polymerase II, core complex
Molecular function (GO): single-stranded DNA binding; single-stranded RNA binding; translation initiation factor binding
Source: RefSeq, a predicted model, not a curated record
GAUCUUCCACUGUCGACCCGCUGACCCGGAAGUGACUUGGUGGCGAAGGAGCGACUGGUUUUCAUUCAUCUCGAAUAAAAACGGUUUGAGUAGUUUAUCAGGACAAUAAUAUUAUUCGAGGCCUAAUUGAACAUCGCAUUCGAAAUGUUUUACCAUAUUUCUUUGGAGCAUGAGAUCUUACUACACCCGAGGUAUUUUGGUCCGAACCUCCUCAACACCGUGAAGCAGAAGCUUUUCACGGAGGUGGAGGGAACCUGCACGGGCAAGUAUGGAUUUGUCAUCGCGGUCACCACCAUUGACAACAUUGGUGCAGGCAUAAUCCAGCCGGGCAGAGGGUUUGUCCUGUACCCAGUCAAGUACAAGGCCAUUGUGUUUCGCCCAUUUAAGGGGGAAGUGGUGGACGCUGUGGUCACUCAGGUUAACAAGGUCGGGUUGUUCACAGAAAUUGGUCCGAUGUCUUGCUUCAUUUCUCGCCAUUCCAUCCCUUCAGAAAUGGAGUUCGAUCCUAAUUCUAAUCCUCCUUGUUAUAAAACAGUUGAUGAGGACAUUGUCAUCCAGCAAGAUGAUGAGAUCAGGCUAAAGAUUGUGGGAACAAGAGUGGACAAGAAUGAUAUUUUUGCGAUUGGAUCUCUCAUGGAUGAUUAUCUGGGCCUUGUGAGCUGAUUCGCCCCAGAAGCUGCACAUUACAUGGGACAUUUUUAUGUAGUAGUUUCUUUAUUUCUUUGUCAAAAUUAAUAUUUUUCUACACUGGUUGAUGUGGUUUGCUGACAGGUGGAGAAGCGCAUAGCAACCUGUUUUUUUAUUUGUUUGUACAGAUUAUACUUGAAUUUUCAAAGAAAAUUAAUUUACUUAAUUUAGUGCUUAUUUCAUGUAGAGUUCAUACUUUCCCAUCUCGUCUAUAUAUUCUUUGUUUUUUGUUUGCGGGUUGUAAUAAAGUUUUUUUUUAAAUUUGUUCUUA